AUGUCUGUCACUCACCUUGAAUUAUAUGAGCAGAUGGAUAACCAGCCAACAGCAUUCAGUAGAUAUAAUGGUGGCGAUGAAGAUGAUGAUGAUGAGGAGGAUGGCAUACCUAAAAUCAGGAUUGGUAUCUGUGCUAUGAGUAAAAAGGUGGGUGUGUCUCAGGAAGCCCUUUCUGUCUUGUUUGGACAGUGUCCAGUGGCCCAUGGUGGUUCAGUUCUGUUGUUUCAGCUAAUGAACAGAGAUGAGCAUAGGGGGAGGUGCCUGUGAGGUUGGUUGAGCCCCAUAAAUUAUAUGUAACCUGGCAUUCACCUAGGCACUGCUGUCAUUGUGCGACAACUGUAAUCAGUGGAACCUAACAUAUUUACAAUACACUUUCUGCAGGGGGGGGGGGGGGGGGAUGGUAGGGAAAAAACACUUUGCAAGUUCGAGCCAUGAAAGGCAACAACAUGCUAAGGUAAUGAAGUGAUGUCAACAGGGUUCUAUCUAGGAUUUAUCGUUUAGGGGUGAAGUCCCGAGUGGCCAGAGGCCACGAGCUUCCUAGGGGGGGCUGGGGGCUUGCUCCCCCGGAAAUUUUUGGAAAUGAAUAUGCGCUGAGAUGCAAUCUGGUGCAUUUUGAGACCCACUUUUGAGAAAUGUUACAGUGGUAUUUUAUUUUAUUUUUUAGUCGUGAUCACGUUCUGAUAUAGUUACUUAUAUACUGUAAUGAUAACAAUAUUUUUGGGGGGGAAGCCGGGCAUUUUGGGGGGGAAGCUUCUACCCCUUAAAUACCCUAGAUAGAACCCUGGUCAAGGAAAUAGCUGUAAAAAAAAAAUAUGAAUUCCUGUGACAUAAUUAGCGCACCCCUGCAUAUCUCCAACAAUAAACUGCUGGCCAGCCAUGUCUCAAAUUUAACUAAGCCUAAAUUUCAUUUAGGCACAUUAUUUUAAUGACCAGGAAAUCUUGAUAAUAUUCUUGCAGUAAAAUCAUCUAACAAGAAUCUCUGAAUUUUAAAGGUUAUUAUUGAGCACAAAACUUUACAUUCAAGUGGGUGGAGUUACUGUUGUAAGUUUAUGUGGGUAUGUUGUGGUUCAAUUUUAUCCUUGGUUCAAAUUUUAUUUUCUUUUGUUUUAAACUCAUUAUCAUACAUUACCAUACCCCUAAACAAAGGGAAAUAAAAUUUGAACCAAGGAUAAAAUUGAACCGCAACAGGUACACUCAUUUGCUCCUUGCCAUCCAAAUUUGCCUGUGAACUAAUUAUUUAUUAAAAAAUGUGCAGGCUAUCCUAAUCCAAGAUGGUUCCCUGUUCUUAACAUUUAACAUUGCUGUAUUUUACUCUUGAUAUUGAAAAGCUUUCCUCCUUUUGAAAUGUUAUGCUCCACUCAUGGAAAGUUCUCAAAUGUGAGUAGCCUGUUUCAAAUCAGCGCUUUUAUCGUGAUCCUGUUGGGCAGCACAGGCCCAGAAAGGUUUUUUUGCAUUAGAAUACUCUAUCUCCCUGGCCCCAGUUGUUCAAAAGAUGGAUAACGCUAUCCACCAGAUAAAUCACUAUCCACUGGAUAGCGCAAUUGGUUUCCCUAACACUUAUCUGGUGGAUAGUGAUUUAUCCGGUAGAUAUUGCUAUCCAACUUUUGAACAACUGAGGCGUGGAGUUUGCAGAGGUUUGGUGAAACACAAUUAUUGGGAGUUGAAACAGCAAUAUGAAAGUCUCAACGUGUUGUUCUCUCCACAGACCAACUCACAACCAAUGCAAGAGAUUCUUGGUCGCAUGUCAGUGUUUGACUUUGUGGAUAUCUUUGUGUUCCCUGAUGACACCAUCCUGAAUGUACCAGUCGAAAAAUGGCCCAUCUGUGACUGUCUUAUCUCAUUUUACUCCAAAGGAUUUCCUCUCGAGAAGGCUAUUGACUAUGCCAAUUUAAGAAAACCUUUUAGUUUGAAUGACCUGGAGAUGCAAUAUGCCCUCAUGGACAGGUUUGUUUACCUAUGUUGUAGGCCAUUUAUGUUCAGGUUAAAAAGGCUUCAACCUAGGUUGAUUCUCAAUUUCCUUUGUCUCCUAGUCUUUUUUAAAGGGGGUUGCCUAAUCCCCAUUAAAAUAUUUCUUUUGCAUGUAGGGUACUAUAAACACUGUAGGCAAUACUUCUGAAAAUUAUUUGGCUGUCCAAAGAAAUGCUGGUUCUAGUAUACCAGAUUCUGGUAUAUCCUAUGAUUGGUAUAUUUUGACAGCUGUUUCAUACAGAAUCAACGCUUGAACAGCCAUCACCUCGAUUAGAGUUAAUCCUUGUAAAACUCCUUGAUACACCUGUAGUUGUUCUGUCAUGGUGGUCUUCUCCUGUAUUUCUAAAUCACAGUCUGUUCUCUUGUAGACCAACGAUGUACAGUCUUUUAGCUACUGCUGGUAUAGAAACACCCAGACAUGCAAUCCUUCUUAGAGAUGAAAACACUGGUGAACCUAUCAACACAAGAUUUGUUGAGACAGAUGACUCAGUGCAAGUUGGUGAUAUGGUGUUCCAUAAACCCUUUGUUGAGAAACCAGUAAAUGCAGAAGAUCACAAUGUAUACAUUUAUUUCCCUUCUUCAGCUGGUGGAGGAAGCCAACGAUUGUUCCGCAAAGUGGGAAACAGAAGCAGUGUGUACUCAGCAGAGAGUUCUGUGCGUAAAGAAGGCUCGUACAUUUAUGAAGACUUUGUUGUCACUGAUGGAACAGAUGUCAAGGUAUAAUGGAAAUAUUGUGGGUAAUCAAGGUUUAGGUUUUUCUUGUGUCACAGAUGUAUUUUACCAGAGUAUUUACGGGGUUAGCCAAAAUACAAUUUAAACAUUUAACCUAAAGGUCUUAAAAUUCUUUCAAAGUCGCAAGUGGCUCAAACAACAAUAAAUGUUAUAUCCAGAAAAGGAGGAGUACAAAAUACAGUGGAACCUCGAUAUAAGGAACCUCUAUAUAGCAAAGUCUUCGGUAUAACAAGUAUGUAGAUAUAAUGAAACCUCGCUAUAGCGAACAAAUUUUGUCAGUCCCUUGGCACUUCUUUGUAUCGAGGUUCUACUGUAAAAAGAAAAAGGAAUAAAAAGGAGUAUAAUGCACUGUAUUAUUGGUUUGAUUUUGCAUGGUUUGGUACCCUGGAUGAAUGGGAUUCGUGAUGCUGAAAGUUCUUAAAUAGUUCUUUAAUACUCUAGUAGGAACUAACAACCUGACAAAUGGAUAGGUGGAUGCAAUGGGCAUGCUUUCAAUUUAAUAAGUCUACAGGUUACCUUAGGGAAUGCAAAACAGCAAGUGAGAAAAUAUUCUUCCAGUUUUGGGAUUUACAAGUACUGUAUUUGUUUUUUUAUCAGCUUUCAAAAAUAAUAGUUGGGUGAAAAAUGUAGGUGUUUCAGGGUAUACGUGACUGUGAGGAUUUGUCUCAGCAGAAAUUUGCAUCAGAAAUCUGCACAUGUGGUAUCUGUGCAUGUGAUCUUCAAAAUCCCGCUUGAGUUUUUAAUGUCUGAUUAAUUCUCUGUAGGUGUACACAGUAGGGCCUGAGUAUGCCCAUGCAGAAGCUCGCAAGUCUCCAUCACUUGAUGGAAAAGUUGAAAGAGAUUCCCAAGGGAAGGAGAUUCGAUAUCCAGUCAUUCUCAAU
Messenger RNA from Porites evermanni, 3581 nucleotides. The record is from the annotation of a GenBank genome assembly. Lineage: Eukaryota; Metazoa; Cnidaria; Anthozoa; Scleractinia; Poritidae.